AGUGGGUGUGCUACGUCAGCGGUGUUCGUGAAAGGAAAAACUUAACGAAAAGCAUCGCAAGGCACCGGAGAGAGAGAGAGAGAGAGAGAGAGAGAGAGAGAGAGAGAGAGAAGGGUAUAAAGACUGCCGACAGGGACAAUGCGGCGGAGCCAGCAGCACAGGCGGCGGUUCUCGUCGGAUUCCGACGUGGAUUUCGAGGACGACGACGACGACUUGGAGGACGACCUGGAGGAUGAGCCUUCUGCGGCGCGGCGGCGGCGUGGGAAAAUGAAGUGUCUGUCGUGCAAAGAGGAUUACGGCGACGUCGACGCCGGGACGUGCCGCGAGUGCUACGAGGAGGCAGGGGAGACGGAGGAGGAGCUCAAACGGGAGAUCGAUGAACUCAAGGCGAAAGUCAACUUUCUUCGACUGCUUUGCGUGGGGCAGAAUAUCGCUACCAAGCCGAGCACGCCUUGCUUUUCUGACGUCGUUUUGGUGGCUUCUGGUUCUUCUGAUUUGACUGAUUUGCAGUGCAAUUCGCCUUCAAUCCCAGCACAUCGCGCUGUUCUGAUAAGUCGAUCCCCGGUGUUCAGGGCGAUGCUCGAAAAUGAGAUGGAAGAAAGCAUCAGUGGAACGAUCAAGAUCAGUGAUGUAUCGUAUGAUGCCCUUAGAGCAUUUGUCAACUAUUUGUAUACUGCAGAGGCCUCCCUAGACGAGCACAUGGCUUGUGAUCUUCUAGUUUUGGCAGAGAAAUACCAAGUGAAGCAUCUCAAAACUUACUGUGAGAAGUAUCUGAUGUCUAAACUGAAUUGGGAGAAUUCGCUCCCAUACUACGCAUUUGCUCAUCAGCACGGUGCGAAAAGUUUACUAGAUGCAGCCUUGUCAUUGAUCAUGGACAACAUGGACAAGCUCAGUAAGCGGGAGGAAUACAUGGAGCUUGUGGAGAAGGAUCCUCGUGUGGUGGUAGAGAUUUAUGAAGCUUAUCUUGCAAAGCAGGUGAACACUGCUGCAAGUAAGGAUCCAGUUGCAAAGACGUAGAACAAGGAAUGCAAGGGUGGAGUCAUGUGGGUUUGUGUCUUAUUAAUAAGAUAUCUUAGUUUGGAUGUGAAUGAGUCUCUGUUAGUAUAGGCAGCUUUUAAGAGAUUCUUGGUUAAGUGCUUGAUGCAACUUUGUGUUCUUGAGACUGCUCCUUUGCCUUUUAAAAGUGCAUUGAACUAAUCCAUGGUGUCUGACCAUGAAAAUUACUUGGCUACUGAGUUUACCCUUUGUAUGAUCGGUUCUUCGCCGAGGAAUUGUAGCAGCACUCUUGUCUGUUACCUGGGAAAAUGUUUACUUGAGAUACUUGAGAAAUGACCUGUUAUCUAAAUACCUUCUCCCGUCAGGAUAGAGGGAUAUAUUCAUUAUCA
Molecule: messenger RNA, 1385 nt
Organism: Andrographis paniculata
Lineage: Eukaryota; Viridiplantae; Streptophyta; Magnoliopsida; Lamiales; Acanthaceae
Product: BTB/POZ domain-containing protein At4g08455
Exons: 2
Coding region: 139-1017 (292 amino acids)
Biological process (GO): proteasome-mediated ubiquitin-dependent protein catabolic process; regulation of proteolysis
Cellular component (GO): cytoplasm
Molecular function (GO): ubiquitin protein ligase binding
Source: RefSeq, a predicted model, not a curated record